Molecule: messenger RNA, 533 nt
Organism: Capsaspora owczarzaki ATCC 30864
Lineage: Eukaryota; Filasterea; Ministeriida; Capsasporidae
Exons: 3
Coding region: 1-411 (136 amino acids)
Source: RefSeq, a predicted model, not a curated record
AUGGCGAGCAUCAGCACUGGCAAUCCUCCUACAGCAGCAAUGACGGCAGACCAGGUCGUGGCCAAGCUCAAGAAGGACGGCAACUUUGACCAGCUCAGGAAGCUGGCAAUUGCGCGGCUCGCAGCUCGGGGCAAAACCGAGUGGCUUGCUGAAAACGCAGAGGAUGCUGCCGCGUCCUACAUUCGAUCGCUGGCGUCUGGGCCGGCCGUCCCGGAGCACCUGCAGUCGGCCGAGCUACGCCAAAAGCUUGAUCGAUCGGGCGUGUUUGAGAAGGUCAAGCCGGCAGUGGCCAGCAUUGUGCAGAACGACGACGAGCUCUGCAAGCAGUUGUUACUUGCCGUCCGACAGACUAUUGAUACGUUGCAACAAGAGCAACAACAACAGCAACAACAACAGCAACAACAGCAAUAGUACAUUCAGCAGGAAUGGCGCUGUUCUGGCGAUAACUCCAAAACUGGCAAACUUUGCUCUUUCCUCCCCCUCAAAAGCCAAGCAUAGGAAGUGUCACAUUCAUUACAAGAACCAAAAGCAAC